Messenger RNA from Rhopalosiphum padi (bird cherry-oat aphid), 3275 nucleotides. RefSeq names its product cAMP-dependent protein kinase catalytic subunit-like. The transcript is spliced from 8 exons. Gene Ontology annotation, biological process: peptidyl-serine phosphorylation; intracellular signal transduction. The record is from RefSeq and is a predicted model, not a curated record. Bases 171 to 3092 code for a protein of 973 amino acids. Gene Ontology annotation, molecular function: ATP binding; protein serine/threonine kinase activity. NCBI's taxonomy places the organism in Eukaryota, Metazoa, Arthropoda, Insecta, Hemiptera, Aphididae.
GCAUUAAUGUCGCAUCAGUAUCGUGUUCAAAAUGUGCUUGUUAUUAUUUUUGAAAAUCAUCUAACUAUCUCGGUCAGUACAACCCAUAUGACGAAUGAUCCGUAAUAAUGCAUUUUUGAUUAGAACUUAGCGUAGGUAUAUACAUACUAAUUAUUUGCACAAUUUGCACGAUGCCGUUUUUUACUGACUAUGGCAAUUACAUGCACGGCUCGGCCCCGUUCUCCUCGCAGUAUUACAGUCAGCUGCUGCCCUAUCCCGGCUCGAGCCCCGGUGGCCGAUCCGCACCACGGGUGCACAUGGCCCGCAAUUACAACUCGAUCGCUGUCGAGCAAACGCUGAGGGCCAUACGCAGGAGCCCGGGCGCGGUGGCCGCCCGACACUACGCCCGGCCGGUGCACGUGAACACGUCGGAAAUCGACGUGACGUCGCCCCGGCGACCGCGACGGACGGUCGCGACGGAAACGACGGCGGACGUCGGCGGCGGCGGCAGCGGCGGCGGCGGUAACGACAGCGUCAGCAGCGGCGGCAGUGUCAUACACCGCGGCCGUACGGUGGUCCGGUUGCACACGAACAAGAACAACAACAAGAGGUCGGUGGUAAAACCGGCGGACAACCGGCCGGAACCGGUGGCCGCCGUCGAGACCGCCGGGCCGCCGGCACUGCUGUCCGAGGAAGGGCUGGCGAAGAAGGGCACCAUAAAGCGGCACACGUCCGCGGGCGUCAAAGUGCCGGUGAACGACGACCGCCGGCCGUCCGUCACCGACGAGAUAUUGCGCGAGCAGGAGGCGCUGUUCGACACGAUGAUCAUGGAGGAAAUGGAAGGGCAAGAGAAAAGGGUACGGCGCAAGAGCUACCCGGUAGACAUGGGUGGAGGCGGUGGUGAGGGUGGGAAGCAGCCGCACAGGACAAGGGAAACGCGAAAAAAAUCGGUGGCCCCGGCAAUGAUGUACGGUGAACACGCGAGCAAACCGGCCAAGAGUAAGGCGGGUAACUGGAAGUUGAACUACGACGUGAUCAUCGAGGAGAGCGGGAUCGAACCGGUAAGUUUUACGUUCAAGUUGAAUAAUACGACGAAAAAAGAGAGCGACAGUCGCAGCGGCGAUAACGGUAAGCUUGACGCUAACCAUAACGUAGUAAUCAGCAAGUCGCAUGAUAACGACAAUGAUAGCGACAAAAAAAACAACAGCAACAAAAAGCAUGCAAAAACUUUAAUUAAUAAAAAUCAGAGUAAUAAUGAUAAUUCGGAAGGUGGCGUAGUUGGCGAGCCGGUAAAGAAGACGAAAGUGGUGAAAAAGAAAAUAAUCGUUAAGAAGAAGGUGGUCAAGAAGAAGAAAAAGGAGGGGGAGGAGGAAACAGAGAAGGAGGAGCAAUCCGAAAACAGGCAGGAUAAGCAGGAGUUACAGAAAAAAAAGACCCCUUCACCACAACAAAAAAAGACCCUUUCACCACAAAAAAAAAAACCCCUUUCGCCACAAAAAAAAAAAAACCCUUCACCACAAAAAAAAGGGGGUACAACGAACGCUGUUGCGGUGUCCGCGGUGAUUACGCCGUUUGUGCGCGCGUCUUUUGGUAAGACGUUCAUAUCACCGUCGCAAGUGAGCAGCACGAAGAGUAAAUUCGAAAAGCCAAAGCCCAAAAUCAACCUGGAAACACCACCAUCACCGCCGUCUCCGCCAGCUCCAAAAACGCCACUCACCGCCGACGACGGAUCUUCGUCCAACGACGACGAAUCGUCAGGUGAAGAUGACACGUCAUCGUCGUCGUCGUCGUCGUCAUCGUCAUCGUCGUUGUGCAGCGGCAGCAGUGGCAGCACGUUCUACGACUCGGACGAUUACGGUGACAAGAGAGUUGCAUGCAGUAAUUCUUCAUUCGAUUCUGGUUUGCCAUCCUCGCCCGUACCCGCACCAGAUCCCAUAGACUCGUCGUCGUCAUCGGACGCAGCGACAAAUUCUUAUCAAAUCGGCGGCGGCGCUAGUAACGCGGAAGGGGCUGAACGAUCGCUCCGUUCCUACAGUUAUCGACACCAUUCAAGACCUAAACGGGUAGUGCCACCGGCCACCAGCAUACCGCGGUUCCGAAAGUAUGCAGUUGAUGACUUUAACUUCUUGAAAGUGCUUGGCAAAGGCAGUUUUGGAAAGGUAUUACUGGCUGAACUCAAAGGUACCGAUUACUAUUAUGCGGUCAAAUGCCUGAAAAAAGACGUAGUGCUAGAGGAUGACGAUGUCGAAUGCACGCUCAUCGAACGUAAAGUCCUGGCACUAGGGACGAACCAUCCUUACUUAUGUCAUUUGUUUUGCACCUUUCAGACGGAGUCUCAUUUGUUUUUUGUCAUGGAGUAUCUGAACGGUGGCGAUUUGAUGUUUCAUAUUCAACAGUCUGGACGGUUCGACGAAGGCCGAUCUCGAUUUUAUGCGUCUGAAAUAGUAUCAGGUCUCAAGUUCCUGCAUAAAAAAGGCAUUGUGUACAGGGAUUUGAAGCUGGACAACAUAUUGUUAGACUUCAACGGUCAUGUACGUAUCGCUGAUUUUGGAAUGUGCAAACUUCAGAUAUACUUGGACAAAACAGCGGAUACAUUUUGUGGCACGCCUGAUUAUAUGGCGCCAGAGAUAAUCAAAGGCCAGAAAUACAAUCAAAGUGUAGACUGGUGGUCCUUUGGCAUUCUGCUGUACGAGAUGUUGGUUGGCAAAUCGCCAUUCAGUGGUUGUGACGAGGACGCCCUGUUUUGGUCUAUAUGCAACGAACAACCUCAGUAUCCAAGAUACCUGUCGGUCGAUUCUAAAUCUGUUCUGGUAGCUUUACUAGAUAAAGAUGCUUCUAAACGAUUGGGGUCUUUGGAAGCUAACCAUUCGGCCGAGGAUGUGAUCAGACAUCCAUUUUUCAGUUCAAUGGACUGGUGUAAAUUGGAGAGACGAGAGUUAGAACCUCCAUACAUGCCUAGAGUUUAUCAUCCUUUGGACACUCAUUAUUUUGAUAAGCACUUCACUAAAGAGAAACCGAGACUGACACCUGUUGAUAAAACCAUACUUCAGUCGAUGGAUCAGUCUCAAUUUGAUGGGUUUACUUACACCAAUCCAAAUGUCACAGAUUCAUGAGUCAUUGGGCACCUCAAUGUUUUAUAUAAAUAUAACUACAUCUUAUAAUUUUUAUAUUUGAUAAAUUCUUAUUUUUAUUCAAUUUUUUUUUUUUUGUGUAUAACUCAGUCAGUACAAAUAAGAUUGAUAGAAAAUGUUUAAAAUGUGAUACGUAAACAUAAUAAUACUAUCACCACUUUUUAA